Molecule: messenger RNA, 1637 nt
Organism: Hippocampus zosterae (dwarf seahorse)
Lineage: Eukaryota; Metazoa; Chordata; Actinopteri; Syngnathiformes; Syngnathidae
Gene: opn3
Product: opsin 3
Exons: 4
Coding region: 112-1269 (385 amino acids)
Biological process (GO): visual perception; G protein-coupled receptor signaling pathway
Cellular component (GO): membrane; photoreceptor outer segment
Molecular function (GO): G protein-coupled receptor activity
Source: RefSeq, a predicted model, not a curated record
UUGAAUGAGCAUCGCGCGCUCGUUGUCAGGGAGCGUGCUUUGUGCAGGACGCGCGCUGCAGCCGCACACCCAAGACACCACAAUGCACGAAACCACAUUUUUAUCCCCGCAAUGAAUCCUUACAAUGAAACCAGAGCCGAGAAAAGCGCCGAACGCGACUUGUUUGCUUUUGGCACCUACAAACUUCUCGCCUUCGCCAUCGGAACCAUUGGAGUUUUUGGAUUCUGCAACAACGUUCUGGUCAUUCUACUUUACUGCAAAUUCAAGAGACUUCGGACGCCGACCAAUUUGUUACUUGUCAACAUAAGUUUGAGUGAUUUGCUGGUUUCCCUCAUCGGAAUAAACUUUACAUUUGUUUCGUGCGUCAAAGGCGGCUGGAUUUGGAGCCAGGCAACAUGCGUGUGGGACGGCUUCAGUAACAGUUUGUUCGGCAUCGUAUCAAUCAUGACGCUGGCGGCGCUGGCUUAUGAGCGAUACAUCCGUGUGGUCCAUGCCCAGGUGGUAGACUUUCCCUGGGCAUGGCGGGCCAUUGCCCACAUCUGGCUUUACUCCCUGGCUUGGACUGGGGCUCCUCUCCUGGGCUGGAACCGCUAUACACUGGAGAUCCACCAGCUGGGAUGCUCCUUGGACUGGGCAUCGAAGGACCCAAAUGAUGCUUCGUUUAUACUUCUGUUCCUCCUGGCUUGUUUUUUCGUACCUGUUGGCAUCAUGAUCUACUGCUACGGAAACAUCCUCUAUACAGUACAAAUGCUGCGCACCAUCCAGGAUCUUCAGACUGUUCAAAUCAUUAAGAUCCUGAGAUACGAGAAGAAGGUCGCUGCAAUGUUUCUCCUCAUGAUCGCCUGCUUCUUGGUGUGCUGGACACCCUAUGCUGUUGUGUCCAUGAUGGUGGCUUUUGGCAGAAAAAGCAUGGUCUCGCCCACUGUGGCCAUCAUCCCCUCCUUCUUUGCCAAGUCCAGCACAGCCUACAACCCCCUCAUCUAUGUAUUCAUGAGCAUCAAGUUCCGACGCUGUUUGCUGCAGCUGCUGUGCUCAAGGUUGUCUUGGCUGCAGCACAGCUUCAAAGAGCGCCCCUUGGCUCCGGUCGAGCGCCCCAUUAAGCCCAUUGUUGUUUCAAGCUCAUGCGGCGGCAGAAAGAGACCCAAAAAGAGGGUGACCUUCAGCUCCUCCUCCAUCGUCUUCAUCAUUACCAGUGAUGAUUUCCACCGCUUCGACGUGACGUCCCCUGCAGAGUCCUCUGUGAAUGUCAUUCAAGUGAGGCCGCUUUGAUCCCCCAAGACUCGACUUCUCAUCCUGUGCGGAAAUAUGCCUUACGACCUGGCAUAUAUGAAACUAAAUCUACAUCUUCACUUGGGCUUUUUCGGAAAUCUUCACCCUGUGUAAGUUCAUCAUAUCCUCAUAACACCUUAGACACAUAGCAGGAUUUUUAAAAAAAAGGUAUAACAUUUUUACUCUCCUAACCUGUGAUAAUAUACAACGUAUGUGCUAUAAAGCGUACACUAAUAAACUGGAUACAUUCAGUCAAAAUUACUAUUUUUGAUGACCCGACUCCCAAGCUUUCAGUGUUUUAAUUUGAAAUCUCUCCAGUGUGAAUACGGCCAACACUGUUGAAAGUGGCAGAAUUAUACAGUAUGUAU